Molecule: messenger RNA, 322 nt
Organism: Lactuca virosa
Lineage: Eukaryota; Viridiplantae; Streptophyta; Magnoliopsida; Asterales; Asteraceae
Source: the annotation of a GenBank genome assembly
AAAACAGAACUAUACACAAUAACUCAUAAGCAGCAAAAACCUACAGUCCGACGCUCAGGGCUACUGUGAAAUCGAGGAGAAAAUGAAGAAUAUUCCGAUCAUUCUUAUGGGCUGCGGAGGCGUUGGGAGACCAACUCCUCCCCACAUCGUCUCCUGUCGAACCCUACACGCAAACAAGGGAAUUCACUUGCGAGUUGUGGGUAUAUUCGAUAGCAAAUCAUUUCUUGUUGUACCAGAUGUCUCAUCUAUGGAGUUCAAUGAUACCUUUUUGAUGAACAUUUGCCAGAUCAAAUCAACGGCUGUCCCUUCAAACAUGUGUUGA